UGUCCCAUAUUCAAAACCCUUGCUAAUAGUGUCUGCACAGAAACAGCAAGUGAACCAAGUGGGUCUGUAGGAGAAACCGCAAAGGCCUGAGCAUCCUAGCUGAGUAAAGGGCUGUGGAAGGACAGAGGCGGGAUGACCUUAGUCACUGGAAGGCUCGUUUUUCAGAGACUUGCCUGAAUUUUAUAUAGCUCUUACUUAGGCUUGUGAAAAUGGAACUCUUUCCUUUAUAUGCUUGUGUAUCCAGAGUGUUCUGUUUCCUUGGCAGAGACCCAUGUGCUUUAUCGUGGUCAGUAAAUUACUCAGUAACAGCCUUUCCUGCUUCCUUACCAUUCGCUGCAUCUUUGAGCUAAGAAGUGGGAAUUUUUCUCACCUAAAAAGUCCUGAAAUGUUGAAUUGGAUGGCGUUUGUGUGCCGGUGCUUACACAAAAAGGAACUUUUCUCCCCUGGGAAACCCAACUUUCUUCUACUGACGGUGUUUUAACUACCGCUGUUCUUAACUGCAGAUGACCCGUCGCUCCUUAUGGUGAGGACGGCAGCUGGCUGAUGAGCGGGGCGGCCAGGCCCCCGAGCGAGGCGGGCGCGCGGGCCCGGGAGGCGGCCGAGGACAUGGCCGACGGCGACCUAGGCUACGGCCUGGGAAGGAGGCCCGGCGGCCUUUACGAAGUGCCGGGCUCACAGCUGCCUACGUCCCGAAGAGCAGAGGAAAGGAACUUCAGCCCUCCCGCUAAAGGGGGACGGGACAGCGGUCGCCAGGGAGCAUUUGGAAACUACCGCUGUUCCCCUCUGCAGACUGGAGAUGGUUCAGAUGCGAUUGAUGUUUCUAUUUCCAAGAAUUGUUCAGCCGUGCAAAAACAUGUGUUUUUUCUAAUAGAGUCUAAUUCAGAAUUGUCAAAUGCAGAAUUAAAGCAACGUCUUGAUGAAGCAUUAGAGGAGGUAGAAAUUUUAAAAACUGAACUUGAGGCAUCUCAAAGACAGCGUGAAGGUAAAGAGGAAGCACUGAAAGUUCUGCAGAGCAUGGCAAUAUUUGGCAAAGCCACAAGUCAUACCCAGGCAGUAUUUCAAAAAAUUGUGGACGAAAAGAGAUCCUUGGAGAAGGAAAUAAAUGCCUUGCAAUGGAAAAUAGAAUUUGAUCAGAAUAGAUUUAAAAAUUUAGAAGAAUCUUGGAUCCAAAAAUAUGACAGGCUAAACUGUGAAAACGCAGUCUUCAAAGAAAAUUUGAAACUGAAAACAGAAGAAAUUAAAAUGCUGAAGUCUGCAAAUGCACGCUUGAAUCAACAGCACUUGGAAGCCCUUGCUAUGCUUGAUAUCAAACAGCAGAAGAUGGUUCAGGAAAACAUGUGCGGUGAUAAAAGUGACUUUACAGAGGUUUCGGGCCUUGAGCUUGCGGUGCUGGGAGCCUGCCUUUGUCAUGGUCCUGGAGGGAGCCCCUGUUCUUGUGCCAAAACAGCAGCGUCAGCUCAGAAAAUGCUUCUUCAGCUCAAACAGGAGCUGCAGCUUUUGCAGAAGAGCAAAGAAGAAGCUUACAUAAUGGCAGAUGCAUUCAGAAUUGCAUUUGAGCAACAACUAAUGAGGAAAAAUGACCAGGCACUGAGAUUGACACAAAUGGAAAAAAUGUGUAAAAAAGAAACAAAAUGGAUAAAUUGGAAGCACCUUAAAGAAGAUGGAUUACUAUCACAAAGGACUAAGAAGACCUUAGGGCAGAAACUGUUGGGUAUGCUCCCUUCAGAAAACAGUUCUAAGAGGACUGAAGACCAAGAUAAUCCACAGGAAGUCUUCAAGAUGCUAAUAGAUUUGUUGAAUGAUAAAGAAGAAGCUUUGGCUCAUCAAAGAAAAGUUAGUUACAUGCUUGCUCGGGCACUGGAAGACAAAGACUCAGGCUCAAAAGAGAAUAAAGAAAAAAAUCCCAAGGAAGACAAUUUUCCAUUAAAAAGCUCCAGGCAGAAAACUUCAGAAUUCUGUGUCCUGCAUGAUCCUGUACAUUCACGUGUUCACAUUUUUAAUUCUGUGGGCUGUGUUUGUUCAAUCCAGCGUCUUCAUACAGAUCAAAACUAUACAAGAACUCUGAAAAGAUCUCAUUCUUUGCCAUCAAAUAUCAUGUUUUGAGGACAAACCAGUUGAAAUUAGAACCGAGAGCUGUUUAUAUCAAGAGACUUUGAAAAAGGAUUGUGUAAACAUUGCUACAUCUUCACAAGUUGUAUGUUUUCUGGGUAUUUCUAAAUUUUAGGAGGAAGCUUAAAUACUUAAAUGUUUUCUACAAGAAAUUUAUUAGUAUUCUGUGGUGAUGUAUUUUAUUUAUAAAUUAUAUUACUAUAUUUUAUAAAAUCUUCAUUAUUUGCCAACAUCUUAAAACCAAAAAUAUUUUGAGAAAAACAAAAAAUUAUGUAACUAUUUAGAUUGACUAGGGGGAUCUUUGACUGGCUCAAGCAACAAUAUAAUGUAAAUUAAUGCUGUAAGAAAUAACAAUGCCUAGGAGUGAUGGAAUGUUAAUUUUUGAAAUACAUCUAUCUUUUGUUUCUCCAGGACUUUCCAUUUGCCAUUUCAUUAUCAUGUAUUUUAAAGUUUCCUUAAGUUAACUUCAAUUAAAAGUUAUUACAAUGGGA
This is a messenger RNA of Miniopterus natalensis, 2600 nucleotides long. Lineage: Eukaryota; Metazoa; Chordata; Mammalia; Chiroptera; Miniopteridae. The record is from RefSeq and is a predicted model, not a curated record.